This is a messenger RNA of Miscanthus lutarioriparius, 1575 nucleotides long. The record is from the annotation of a GenBank genome assembly. NCBI's taxonomy places the organism in Eukaryota, Viridiplantae, Streptophyta, Magnoliopsida, Poales, Poaceae.
AUGGGCAUGGCUGCUCCGCGCGCGCCGCUGCCUCUCCCCCAGUUGCUGCUGCUCCUCGUCGCCGCGCUCUUCGCCGCCGCUCCCCUCCCUAGGGAGGCCGGGGCGGACGAGUUCGACGUCCGCCGCCACCUCUCCACCGUCACCAGGUAUGAUGUGGCCAGAGAGUCCAGUAGUGUCAUCUCCAUGCCGUCAGUCCCAGAUGGGUGCCGUGUCAUUCACCUCAACCUAGUGGCAAGACAUGGGACUCGUGCUCCUACCAAGAAGCGAAUCAAGGAGCUGGAUAGAUUGGCAGUUCGGCUGGAAGCCCUUAUGAAAGAGGCAAAUCAGGGCCUUGAUAGUGAUUCUCUGAAGAAGAUUCCAUCCUGGAUUAAAGGCUGGGAAUCACGUUGGAAGGGUAGGACUAAAGGUGGUGAGCUGAUUAGUGAAGGGGAAGAGGAGCUGUACAAUUUAGCUACCAGAGUGAGAGAGAGGUUUCAAGAUCUACUUGACGACGAAUAUCACCCUGAUGUAUAUUCAAUAAGAGCAACUCAGGUUCCUCGAGCAUCAGCUAGUGCAGUGGCAUUUGGUUUGGGACUACUUUCUGGGAAAGGAAAGCUUGGACAAGGGAAGAACCGUGCCUUUUCUGUUCUGAGUGAGAGUCGUGCAAGUGAUAUUUGUCUGAGAUUCUUUGACAGCUGUGAGACAUACAAGGCAUACAUGAAAAGGAAGGAGCCUGAUGUAGAGAAGCAAAAGGAACCAAUUCUAGAGCAUGUCACAGCUGCACUUGCCAAUCGUUAUCACCUUAAAUUUACAACUCAGGAUGUUUCUUCCCUCUGGUUUCUUUGUAAGCAGGAAGCAUCUUUGUUGAAUAUAACCAAUCAAGCUUGUGGGCUUUUCAAUGAAGCCGAGGUUCGUUUUCUAGAGUGGACAGAUGAUUUGGAGGGUUUUGUCCUAAAAGGCUAUGGUGAAUCAAUUAACUACAGGAUGGGACUGCCAUUGCUCAAGGAUGUUGUCCAGUCAAUGGAAGAAGCAAUCAUAGCAAGAGAAGAAAACCGCCCUGAUGGUACGUAUGAAAAGGCAAGGCUUCGAUUUGCACAUGCAAAAACUGUUGUUCCUUUUAGCUGCCUUCUCGGUCUUUUUCUUGAAGGUCCAGACUUUGAGAAGAUACAGAGGGAGGAAGCGUUGGACCUACCCCCUUUGCCGCCACAGAGAAGAAACUGGAAGGGCAGUGUUGUUACGCCUUUUGCUGGUAACAACAUGCUGGCUUUAUACCAAUGCCCAAGCAAAAUUUCGGAUGGCAGCAUAAUUUCUGGUGGCCAAAAUAACUCAUACUUCAUUCAAGUUCUACACAACGAAGUCCCAGUUUCAAUGCCUGGGUGCGGCAACAAAGAUUUCUGUCCAUUCGAGGAGUUCAAGGAGAAGAUCGUGAAACCGCACCUGAAGCACGACUACAAUAUGAUAUGCAAGAUCAAAUCCCCGGCGGGAAGCGAGGAGCCCGCCUCGUUCCCCUCUAGAGUGUCCAGUUUCUUCCUAGGACUCUUCUCGCAGAGAGGGUACCGCGCCGUGGGCGCUGAAGGCGUCAAGACCGAGCUGUAG